CACUUGGUCUUAGUCUGCGGUCACUGCUGAGGUUUUCCGAACUCUGCAGGCCGGGGCCAGCCAGGGCUCUUGCCUCUAACCGACGCCGCGCCUGAAGCCUGCCUGGGAUACCCCGAGGCCUGGGAGAGUCCACCCUCCUCCGGGCACCGACGUCCCAACUUUUACGUGCAGUCUGCGCCCCCUGACUGGGUGUCCGGUUCCGUGCAAAGGGGCGCGCAUUUUCCGGGGGGCCGGCAAAGCUCCCAACUGAGCUCUGCUCGCUUUCUUCUCUCCGGAGCGAGGGGGGCUGCGUAAGCGCAGAUCCCAGGCGCUUGCUCAGUCCCAGUGCUCGGGACUCACCUCCGCCUCGGAGCCCACACGCGUGGAGGGAUUGAACCCCGGAGGUCCAGGCUUCUUAUUCCGAAACUCAAGUCGGUCCCCGCCUUUUCUCUCCGAACUCGGGCGCCCGUCUCGGGUCGGCCCAGCGAGCCGCGGGGCGGAGGAUCGGGGCGCUCCGGACCGCUUCGCCCCGUCGGUGGCUGCGUGCACCAUGGCCGGCUGCUGCUGCCUGUCGGCGGAGGAGAAGGAGUCGCAGCGCAUCAGCGCAGAGAUCGAGCGGCAGCUUCGCCGGGACAAGAAGGACGCGCGCCGGGAGCUCAAGCUACUGCUGCUGGGAACCGGUGAAAGUGGCAAAAGCACCUUUAUCAAGCAAAUGCGAAUUAUCCAUGGGUCCGGUUACAGCGAUGAAGACAGAAAGGGGUUCACGAAGCUGGUUUACCAAAACAUAUUCACCGCCAUGCAAGCCAUGAUCAGAGCCAUGGACAACCUGAGGAUCCAGUACACCUGUGAGCAGAAUAAGGAAAACGCCCAGCUCAUCAGAGAAGUGGAAGUAGACAGGGUCUCCACGCUCUCCAGGGACCAGGUGCGUGCCAUCAAGCAGCUCUGGCUGGACCCAGGCAUCCAGGAGUGUUACGACAGGAGGAGGGAGUACCAGCUGUCAGACUCUGCCAAAUAUUACCUGACUGAUAUUGACCGGAUCGCCUUGCCGUCGUACGUGCCUACACAGCAAGACGUGCUUCGGGUUCGAGUGCCCACGACCGGCAUCAUUGAGUAUCCCUUUGACCUGGAAAACAUCAUCUUCCGGAUGGUGGACGUUGGAGGCCAGCGAUCUGAAAGGCGGAAAUGGAUCCACUGCUUCGAGAGCGUCACCUCCAUCAUUUUUUUGGUUGCUCUGAGUGAAUAUGACCAGGUCUUGGCUGAGUGUGACAAUGAGAACCGCAUGGAAGAGAGCAAAGCCCUAUUUAAAACCAUUAUCACCUACCCCUGGUUUCUGAACUCAUCCGUGAUUUUGUUCUUAAACAAGAAGGACCUUUUGGAAGAGAAAAUCAUGUACUCUCAUCUAAUUAGCUAUUUCCCAGAAUACACAGGACCGAAGCAGGACGUGAAAGCUGCCAGAGACUUUAUCCUGAAGCUCUACCAGGACCAGAACCCGGACAAGGAGAAGGUCAUCUACUCCCACUUCACCUGCGCCACCGACACCGAGAACAUCCGCUUUGUGUUCGCCGCCGUGAAGGACACGAUUCUGCAGCUGAACCUGAAGGAGUUCAACCUGGUCUGA
Molossus molossus (Pallas's mastiff bat) is the source of this 1597-nucleotide messenger RNA. It is a transcript of the gene GNA14, whose product is annotated as G protein subunit alpha 14. Gene Ontology annotation, molecular function: GTPase activity; G-protein beta/gamma-subunit complex binding; guanyl nucleotide binding. Bases 530 to 1597 code for a protein of 355 amino acids. NCBI's taxonomy places the organism in Eukaryota, Metazoa, Chordata, Mammalia, Chiroptera, Molossidae. The transcript is spliced from 7 exons. Gene Ontology annotation, cellular component: heterotrimeric G-protein complex. The record is from RefSeq and is a predicted model, not a curated record. Gene Ontology annotation, biological process: action potential; adenylate cyclase-modulating G protein-coupled receptor signaling pathway; phospholipase C-activating dopamine receptor signaling pathway.